GCCCGACGAAGAGCGCUCCACUUAGCCUUCAGCGCCCUCGCAGGAAUCCUUCAGCGCGCCACAAAGCCCAAGAUGGCAGUUCCAGCUCUCGACAAGGGCUCGGUGGAGACGAUGUUCCUUCAUGGCGACGCCGAAGCAUCAAGCUCGCCGGUGCUCCAGAUUCUGAGCGUCAAAAAGGUCUCGCCUGCUCCUAUGCCGAAUGGACAGACCGGCGCGGACCGCUACAGGUUGAUCCUGUCCGACAGCGCACAUUUCAUCCAGGCCAUGUUGGCUACUCAGCUCAAUCAUCUCAUCGGUGACGGUCAAAUCGAAAAGCACGCUGUCGUACGUUUGGAUCAAUACGCCAUCAAUAAGGUCCAGAAUAGAUCUAUUGUCAUCUGUCUGGGCAUAGAGGUGCUCGGUAAAGAGACUGACAAGAUAGGCGACCCCAGCUCCGUCGAGAAGCUGGAAAAGAUUGAAAGCCAGGCGCCAAAGGGUGUCAAUCCGUUCAACGAGAUCAGCAACGUCUCUCGCGCGUCUGCUCCUGCAAAGUCAGCCAUAGCCUCAAAGAACGCCCGCGCGACUAAUGGUCCUAACACGCCCAUCUAUCCCAUCGAGGGCCUCUCGCCCUACCAGAACAAAUGGACCAUCAAAGCGCGUGUCACGCUCAAGAGCGACAUUCGGCAUUACACAAACGCUAAAGGUGACGGCAAGGUUUUUAGCGUCAAUCUACUCGACGAAUCGGGAGAGAUCCGUGCUACUGGCUUCAAUGAUGCCGUCGAUAAUCUGUUCAAUGUCUUUGAAGAAGGCAAAGUGUAUUACGUCUCGAAAGCACGUGUCAAUAUCUCCAAGAACAAGCAGUACAACCCGACGAACAACGAAUAUGAGAUUAUGUUCGAGCGAGACACCCAAGUCGAGCUCUGCACUGAUACGACCGACCUGCCUCAAGUCAAGUACAACUUUGUCAAUUUGUCUGAUCUGACAACGCAAGAAGCCAAUGCCAUGAUCGACGUACUCGGCGUCGUCAAAGAAGUUGGCGAGCUAAGCUCAAUCGUCAGCAAAGCUACCUCGAAACAGAUCCCCAAGCGUGAGAUUGUACUGAUCGAUCAGUCGGAAUUCAGCGUCCGAAUGACGCUCUGGGGUCGUCAAGCCGAGCAAUUCUCUGCGCCUGAUCAACCUAUCAUCGCCUUCAAGGGCGUCAAAGUUGGCGAUUUUGGUGGACGAAGUUUGAGCAUGGUCAGCAGCAGUACGAUGGCAGUCGAUCCUGACAUUCAGCCCGCUCACUCCCUCAGUGGCUGGAUGAAAGCAGUCGGCGAGACAAAGACUUUCCAAACUUUCAAAUCGACAGGCGGAGGUGCAGGCGGUUUCAAGGAAGAGGAAGCCAAGACCAUUGCACAGAUCAAGGAGGAAGGGCUGGGCAUGCAGGACACGCCCGACAACUUCUUCUUGCGUGCUACUAUCGUCUAUGUCAAGAAGGACAGUCUCUCGUACCCGGCCUGUCCGAAGGAAGGCUGUAACAAGAAGGUCACGCCGACGAGCGAGGGGAGCUUCAGAUGUGAAAAGUGCAGCGAAGACUUCCCUGCGCCUCAACAUCGAUACGUCAUGUCUCUUUCUGUGCUGGAUCACACCGGGCAGCUCUGGCUCAGCGCAUUCGACGAUGCAGGCAGAUUGAUACUCGACCACUCUGCUGACGACAUCGAGCGCCUUCGCGAUGAGGACGAACAGGCAUUCGUUGGAGCCAUCUGGCGCGGAUCCGGCAAGGCCUACAAUUUUGCUUGCCGAGCGAGAACAGAGACCUUCCAAGAUACCUCACGCGUCCGCUAUCAAAUCAACCGCGCAACGCCUGUCGAUUAUGUGGCGGCCUCCGCGUGGCUAGUCAAACAGAUCGAGGGUCUCGGCUUCACGGUCUGAAGCAAAAAGCAACUUUCGACUUUUCGUGCUUGUAUCUUUGGCCUUGCAAUGCAACUAUGCGAGCAUUAUGUCACAAUGUCAA
Molecule: messenger RNA, 1972 nt
Organism: Mixia osmundae IAM 14324
Lineage: Eukaryota; Fungi; Basidiomycota; Mixiomycetes; Mixiales; Mixiaceae
Exons: 10
Coding region: 73-1890 (605 amino acids)
Biological process (GO): DNA repair; DNA recombination; DNA replication
Cellular component (GO): nucleus
Molecular function (GO): DNA binding
Source: RefSeq, a predicted model, not a curated record